UAUGGGACCGUAUGUGAGAAGAAUCCUGUGUGAUGAAUUGGGAGCUCCUGCAAAUUCUGCCAUAAACUGUAUUCCUCUGGAAGAUUUUGGUGGACAGCCUCCUGAUCCCAAUUUAACGUAUGCAACUGCCUUGCUGGAGGCUAUGAGAGGUGGCGAGUAUGGAUUUGGAGCUGCUUUUGAUGCUGAUGGAGACCGCUACAUGAUCCUUGGCCAAAAUGGUUUCUUUGUUAACGCAUCAGAUUCUUUGGCUAUAAUUGCUGCCAAUCUGUCUUGCAUUCCAUACUUUUGUCAGAUGGGUGUCCGAGGAUUUGGAAGGAGCAUGCCUACCAGUACAGCCUUGGACAAAGUGGCAAAAGUAAUGAAAGUUCCUGUGUAUGAGACACCAGCAGGAUGGAGAUAUUUUUCCAAUCUUAUGGACUCUGGACGUUGCUCGCUUUGUGGAGAGGAGAGCUUUGGCACUGGGUCUGAUCACCUUCGAGAGAAAGAUGGACUAUGGGCUGUGCUAGUUUGGCUUUCAAUCCUAGCAGCUCGAAAGCAAAGCGUGGAGGAGAUUGUCAGGGAUCACUGGACAAAAUUUGGCCGGCACUACUACUGCAGGUUUGAUUAUGAAGCACUGGAACCCAGAACAGCGUAUUUCAUAAUGAGAGACCUGGAAGCUUUGAUCACUGACAAAUCGUUCAGCCAUCAGCAGUUUGCUGUGGGUAACAGUAUCUACAGUGUGGAAAGAACAGACAGCUUUGAGUACAUAGAUCCUGUGGAUGGCACUGUGACCAAAAGACAGGGGCUGCGGAUUAUUUUUUCAGAUGCUUCCAGGCUCAUCUUCAGAAUGAGUGCUUCUAGCCAUGUGAGAGCUACUCUCCGGAUCUAUGCAGAGAGUUAUGAAAAGGAUCCCAGCCAACAGAAUAAAGAACCACAGGCUGUGCUGAGUCCUCUUAUAGCAAUCGCACUGAAAAUAUCUCAGAUUCAUGAGAGGACAGGGCGAAAGGGACCCACUGUCAUCACCUGAAGCCAUGGAAGAUUGUUAAAUCAGGGCCAAAAGAGGAACAGCAAGGAAGAGACCGGACCUUGCUGAAAGAUGUUAGCCAUUUGUGCCUUGUAUGAUUUAAAAAGUUUUUUUGGGGAUAGAGGUAGGGUGGGAAGAAAAAUUCAAUAUAAUAUUGAGCAUAUUCAUUUGCAUAGAUCUCCAUAUACAAUAGUGUAUUGACUUCUUUGUUUUACCUGCAAUAUCUUAAUUUCAGAUAAC
Molecule: messenger RNA, 1243 nt
Organism: Leptosomus discolor (cuckoo roller)
Lineage: Eukaryota; Metazoa; Chordata; Aves; Leptosomiformes; Leptosomidae
Source: RefSeq, a predicted model, not a curated record